CUACUAACUACAUCAAUUUUGGUUCUGUCUUUAUUUCCUUUUCUUUUUGUCCCCCUGCAGGUGAAGAAAGAUCAUGUUGCUCCAGUUUACAUCCUCAACCUUCUGAUCUCGGAUCUCAUCCAGCUCUGCAGCAGAAUUCCUCUGAUGUUACAUGAAGGUCCUAAUGUCUCCUUUCUCUUUGCUUUCCGGUUUGGCUUGAUAACCAGUGUUGGAUUCAUGAUGUGUGUUUCCCUGGAAAGGUAUCUGCUGGUUGCCAAGCCGCUGUGGUACAGAUUGAGAAAAAACAUCAAGACAUCUGUGUUGGUCUGCGUUGCAGUCUGGAUCCUCUCUGUUAUUUUUAUCUUGAGCGUUUAUCUUCCCCUGGAACUAAAGACCAGUGGAACCAUAUUGGGUGUGUUUCUCCUCCUCCCUCUUCCCUUGUUCAUCUUCUGCCUGGUUGGGACCAUUAAAGCUCUGUCUGAAACUCGCAGUGUCGCUGCUGAUGAGAAACAUCGAAUCUUUUCAGUCCUGGUUGUGGUGUUGCUUACAUAUAUUCUACUUUUUCUGCCAGUUCUAUUAUGUUUAGUUUUGGAGGAAGUUAAGAAAAAUGUAAUUUUUGAAGCUGUGGCUGCAGUUUGUCAAUGUCUAAAUCCUCUUGCAGACUCAGCUUUGUAUAUUUUUCUGAGGAAAAGUGCAGUUGAUAAGAUUUUAGCUUCACUGUGUUCCUGUAAAAUGUCUGAGAAUCAGAAGAUCAGCAGCAUUGAUGAUGAUAACAUGUCUGCUCUGCACACUACAGCUGUUUAGGUGCCAUAGAUGGAUAAAUAUCUUUACAUCUUACUUUCUCUGACUAUUGUUCU
This is a messenger RNA of Xiphophorus maculatus (southern platyfish), 836 nucleotides long. RefSeq names its product mas-related G-protein coupled receptor member A2-like. NCBI's taxonomy places the organism in Eukaryota, Metazoa, Chordata, Actinopteri, Cyprinodontiformes, Poeciliidae. The annotation marks the transcript as partial. Gene Ontology annotation, biological process: phospholipase C-activating G protein-coupled receptor signaling pathway; positive regulation of Rho protein signal transduction. The record is from RefSeq and is a predicted model, not a curated record. The transcript is spliced from 2 exons. Gene Ontology annotation, cellular component: membrane. Gene Ontology annotation, molecular function: G protein-coupled receptor activity.